This is a messenger RNA of Paramecium primaurelia, 5776 nucleotides long. The record is from the annotation of a GenBank genome assembly. NCBI's taxonomy places the organism in Eukaryota, Ciliophora, Oligohymenophorea, Peniculida, Parameciidae.
AUGCCUCCUAAAACAACAAAGGAUCAAAAGGGUCGAUAAUUAUUUAGAGUUGGCACACCAUUAAAGGAUGUGAUACCAUAAAGUGUUAAGAAUCCACCUAGAGAUCCUAAACCGCUUAAAGCACCAGAAUAAAUUAACAAAUAGAGUAUGCAAGGUAAAUAUAAUUGUUCAAUAUGAAAGAAUAUCAUCCAUUUCCUGACCCUGAGGAUUGGCCAGGUGAUGAAGUUGUUUAAGCCUUAAAUCUUCUAUAGGGUGAGGCUUAACUUACAAAGUGCAAUUUUGAAACUGACAAAUAUGUUCCAUUUUGGAGAAGACCUAAGAAUUUUUUAAGAUAAAGAUGGCAAUAGUAAAUAUAUAAUUUAUGUUAGAGAAUCUGAACAUGAACCACCUUAUAUGGAAAUGAGAGAAAAUAGAUAUAAUAUGAAUGAUGAUUAUUAUUCGACUAGACUUGAAACAAUUGAAAAAAUACAUUUUAAGGAAAAGGAAGUUGAACAUCAAUUGACUAUUUGUGAGAGUUAUGAAAGAAUGGAAACACCUGAAGAAGUAGAAUUAAGAAGAAAAGAAUUUUUAGAAAAAUAAGCAGCUUAAUAAAAAAAUAAAAAGGGUAAUAAAAAACAAGCAGAGGAAGUAUUUGAUGAAAAUCCAAAGAUGACAUCUGAUGUUAGAUUAAGUGAUUUAAUUUGUAAUGAUACAUUACCACCUAAUUCUCGUUGGAUUGCAUCAUAAUUAUAAUAGAUUAAGGAUAGAGAUAUUAAAGAUUGUUUUACUCAAAAAUCAUUAUCAAGCAAGAUAUAUCCAUAAAAAGAUGGAGCACCAAUAUAUAAUCCAAAUGGUAAAUAUAUAGUCAAAUUAUAUUUUAUGGGAAAGGAGAGAAAAAUAUAAGUUUCUGAUCAUAUGCCAACAACAUUUGAUGGUAAACCAUUAUUGCCUCAAAGUGUUGAUAAAAAUCAAUUAUGGCCUAUGAUUAUAAGUAAAGCAAUAUUAUAAUUAUGGGAUUAUCAAAGUAAAGGUAGUUUAGUUGGAGAUGGAUUUGUAAUGUAUUCUUUAAUGGGAUUAUUAACUGAAACUAUUGAUUUGAAAACUAUUAGUGGUUGGGGUGUAAUUGACAAUAUGAUGAAUAAUAAUCAUUAUGUCUAAAAAGAUGUUUUUGUAUCUACAUAUAGUUAUAAAAAUCAAUCUAAUUUAAAUACAAAUAAUAGAUCUAAGAAAGAAUAUCUAUUAGAAUUAUUAAGAAAUCCAAAAAAAGAAUAUGAUAAUUAUGAAAUUGCUAGAAAUAAAAAUAGUUCUCCUUCAUAACAUUAAUAAAUUUAAUAAGAAGAAUAAGAUGAAUAAUAAGAAGAAAUGGAAUAAGAUGAAGGUGAACAAUAAAUUCAAAGAUUUAGAAAAAGUCAAAGAGGAUUCUCAUAUGAAAGUUUGAGUAGAUCUUAUUCUAUUCCUCGACCAUCAAUACCACCAGGUAACACAAAUCUUAAUACUUGUUUUUCAUAUUCAAUUGUAGAAUAAUUUUAGAAUGAGAAUGGGUUUAAUAUGGUUUAUGCAUAAAAAAGGAGUGAUAGAGAAUUAAGAUUGAGAUAAGAAUAUUUUGAUUUAUGCAAAACACCAAUGAAUAAAAUGACAAAAGAAGAAAAAUUAGAAUUAAGAAGAAGAAAAAAAGAAAUUAAAGAAAAAUUACAAGAUGAUGAUAAAAAAAGGAUUUCUUUAAUAAGUUAAUAACCAGUUAAACAUAGAUACUUAAGAUUAAAGAGUGAUGUUUAAGGUAAGGAUCCAGUAAUUGUUUUCAGUCCACUUGCAGCUGAUGAAAUAUAUAUUGCUAAAAAAUGUAUAGCUAAUAAAUUGAAUAAACCUCCAAAUUAUGAUAUCCCAGAAAUUAAAGGAGAUGAUAAAUCUGUUGUUUCAGCCAAUAUGAAGAAUACUGAUGAUAGUUUUACAGUGAAACCUUUAGAAGAUUUUUCUUCUGUUAAUAAUGCAUAAGAACCAUUUAAUAGAGGAGAAGGAGGGUUUUGGGUACAUGAAAAAGAAUUUUUAAGUCUUUUUGAUUACAUUUAAAUAGCUUAUGAUCCGAAGAGAUAUAAUUUUCAAAUUUUGUAAAUUCAAAGCAAUCCAGAUAAUGAUAUUGCUAGUUAUGAUAAUAUUGAAAUGAUUAUUGUUUAAAGAGAUCCAGAUUCUGAUGAUAAUGCUUAAGUUGCAUUUCUUUAUGGAUUUUAACCAAAAUAUUCUUAAGAUAAAGAUCUUAAUGAAUAAAUUAGACCAUAUUCUAUGUUAUAACGAUUUGAUUUAGAAACAUAUGAGUCAAUUUUGGAUUACAAAUUAUUAAAUUAAUGUGUUAGUUCAUAAAUGCUAUUAUUAGAUAAUAAAAAUCAUAUAUUCAAAAUGAAUAUAUAUUCACCACUCAAUUUCACUAUAUGGUUUGCAUCUAAUAAUAAAAUCAAUACUUAAAGUGUAUUCGAUUAUUUAAUUGAUUAUGAAAAUUAUCAGAAACAAUCCUUCUAAAUAGAUUAUCCAUCAUGUGAAGCCAAUAGAUACUAUGUGUAUUUUAGAUUCAAAGUUUUCUUGAAUUCUAACAAAGAAAAUGGAUCAUUUGUUUAUAGAUUGAAAAGUACAACAGAUAAUUAAUUAUUAAAAUUCCUUAAAGUUAAAUUAUGUGAAAUACCUCCUCCUGAUAAUAAUUUAAUGCUCACUACAAUUGAAGGAGUUCAUAAAAAUUUAUUUGAAAGUGAAUCCAUCAUUAAUGGUACAUAAAGAAUGAUGCUCAGAAGUUAAACUACCUACUACUUUAUAUUAGAAGGAACUNAAAGAUUUAGAAAAAGUCAAAGAGGAUUCUCAUAUGAAAGUUUGAGUAGAUCUUAUUCUAUUCCUCGACCAUCAAUACCACCAGGUAACACAAAUCUUAAUACUUGUUUUUCAUAUUCAAUUGUAGAAUAAUUUUAGAAUGAGAAUGGGUUUAAUAUGGUUUAUGCAUAAAAAAGGAGUGAUAGAGAAUUAAGAUUGAGAUAAGAAUAUUUUGAUUUAUGCAAAACACCAAUGAAUAAAAUGACAAAAGAAGAAAAAUUAGAAUUAAGAAGAAGAAAAAAAGAAAUUAAAGAAAAAUUACAAGAUGAUGAUAAAAAAAGGAUUUCUUUAAUAAGUUAAUAACCAGUUAAACAUAGAUACUUAAGAUUAAAGAGUGAUGUUUAAGGUAAGGAUCCAGUAAUUGUUUUCAGUCCACUUGCAGCUGAUGAAAUAUAUAUUGCUAAAAAAUGUAUAGCUAAUAAAUUGAAUAAACCUCCAAAUUAUGAUAUCCCAGAAAUUAAAGGAGAUGAUAAAUCUGUUGUUUCAGCCAAUAUGAAGAAUACUGAUGAUAGUUUUACAGUGAAACCUUUAGAAGAUUUUUCUUCUGUUAAUAAUGCAUAAGAACCAUUUAAUAGAGGAGAAGGAGGGUUUUGGGUACAUGAAAAAGAAUUUUUAAGUCUUUUUGAUUACAUUUAAAUAGCUUAUGAUCCGAAGAGAUAUAAUUUUCAAAUUUUGUAAAUUCAAAGCAAUCCAGAUAAUGAUAUUGCUAGUUAUGAUAAUAUUGAAAUGAUUAUUGUUUAAAGAGAUCCAGAUUCUGAUGAUAAUGCUUAAGUUGCAUUUCUUUAUGGAUUUUAACCAAAAUAUUCUUAAGAUAAAGAUCUUAAUGAAUAAAUUAGACCAUAUUCAAUGUUAUAACGAUUUGAUUUAGAAACAUAUGAGUCAAUUUUGGAUUACAAAUUAUUAAAUUAAUGUGUUAGUUCAUAAAUGCUAUUAUUAGAUAAUAAAAAUCAUAUAUUCAAAAUGAAUAUAUAUUCACCACUUAAUUUUACUAUAUGGUUUGCAUCUAAUAAUAAAAUCAAUACUUAAAGUGUAUUCGAUUAUUUAAUUGAUUAUGAAAAUUAUCAAAAAUAAUCUUUCUAAAUAGAUUAUCCAUCAUGUGAAGCCAAUAGAUACUAUGUGUAUUUUAGAUUCAAAGUUUUCUUGAAUUCUAACAAAGAAAAUGGAUCAUUUGUUUAUAGAUUGAAAAGUACAACAGAUAAUUAAUUAUUAAAAUUCCUUAAAAUUAAAUUAUGUGAAAUACCUCCUCCUGAUAAUAACUUAAUGCUCACUACAAUUGAGGGAGUUCAUAAGAAUUUAUUUGAAAGUGAAUCCAUCAUUAAUGGUACUUAAAGAAUGAUGCUCAGAAGUUAAACUACCUACUAUUUUAUAUUAGAAGGAACUCCUUAAUACAAUACAUAAGAAGGCACCUUCGAAUUGGAUUUCUUAAUUAAUUAAGAAUUUACUUUUACAUAAUUAGAGAAUGUAGAGCCUGCUCGUUAUUAUGAUAAAUAUGUUCCAACUAAAUAUGGAACUAUUUUUAGGGAAAGAAUAUUUGCAAAUGAAGCAUAAGCUAGCAUUUAUGUUAGAUUAACAGAAGGAUAAUAAGCUUAAUAAUAAUAAUAAGUAGCAAAAGGUAAAUAAACAAAAGGAGGAGCUUAAGAAUUAGAAAUAGUUGAAUCUGAAAUGAAAGGAGAAAGACUUAUUCGUUUAGAAUUAUUUCAUGGAGAUGAUUUGAUUGUAUAUAAUUAUGGAAUUAAUUCAGUUACACUCUCAAAUAUUACAAUACCUAAAGAUGAAAAUUAUGUAAUUUAAGCAUCCUUUGAUCUAAGAGAAUGGCCAGAAGCUAAAAUAAAAUCUGAAGAGACUGAUAAUUUAUAUUGGUUCACAACUAUAUUUGCAUCAGAUACUGUUGCACUUGUAAGAGAUACAACAAAAGAAGAUAAAGAAAAAGCAAUUAAAAAAUCAUGGGAAGACAAAGAACCAGGAAGAGCUGCAAAUGCUAAAAAAUCAAGAACAAAAUAUUUAAUUACUUUGAAAGAAGAAUUAACACCUGAAGAAUAAGCUAUUGUAAAUGCACCCAGAAUGACAAAAAAGUAAAGAGAAGAAGAGGCUAAAUAAGCAGCUCAAAAAAAGGGUCCAAAAAAGGAUGAUAAAAAAGUAGGUAAAUAAACAAAAGUUGAGGCACCAGUUGAAAUAGUACCUUAAUAAAGAUAAAUACCUAAAUCAGAAAAUCAUGUUAAUGAAGCAAUUACUUAAUUUCUUUAACAUUUAGAAUAAGAUAGAAUAAUGGAUCAUUAUGCUAGACAUGCUGGAUUAAUUAAUGUAAGAAGUGAUGUGUAAAAAAGAGAAAUUUUAGAAGGAAUUCUAAUGGGAAAGGAAGAGAUUGCUGGAAUAAUAUAAAGAAAUCUUAAAAUGAGAGAAGAAAUUAAGCUUCUUUAAAAGUAUUAAAUAUAAAUAACUAUUAUAGGGAUAAUAAAGAGAUCUUAAUUAAUGAAUUCUAAUCUUAUAGAUCAUCAUAUAAAUAAGAACUUGCAGAGAUAUAUUAAUAAAGAGAUGCAAUCAAAUAGGAUUUAACUUAAUUAAUGAAAAAAGAGUAAUAAUUAUUUGAUGUAAGAUUAUUUAUUAAUAAAAAUAGUUAUGUAAAUAAGAAAAAGUAGGAAAUCCAGAAGAUGUAGAAAAAUUAAUUGCUGAUCCAUCUUAAUUAGAUCCUGUAUUAGUAAGUGCUGCCAAAUAAGUUAUUAAUAAUUGGAAGAUAGCAAUUAUUUAAGAAAAAAUAAACAAUGCUUUAUAAAACUUUGACAUUGAUACAUUAUAGAAAUGUGUUGAUUAGAUUUAAUAAUUAAAUAUAGAAGGUAUAGAUACAAGUGCUGCAGAUGAUAUGUUGGAUGAAGCAUCAGGAAAUCCAAAUUUUUAGGCAGAAAAAUUAGCAGAACUUAAAAAGUAAGGUAAAAAACCAAAUAAAAAAUGA